GAGAGAGGGAGAGAGGGAGAGAGAGAAAGAGAGAGAGAGAGAGAGAGAGAGAGAGAGAGAGAGGCGCGCGCAAAUCCACUAAGCAAAGUGCUGUUGGUGAGCAUUGUCCAAAUGGAUGGAACGAAACCAGCUAUGGAGGCGACAAGCGAGGAGAAUCAGGAUGAAAGAGAGGAGAGCAAAGGUUGCUUGGACUGCUGCAUUAAAUGUCUGGGAGGUGUCCCUUACGCCUCACUGGUGGCCACCAUCCUGUGCUUCUCAGGCGUGGCUCUGUUCUGCGGCUGCGGGCAUGUGGCACUGACGAGCACCAUGACAAUGCUGGAGAACCACUUCUCCCACAUCACAGCCGACCAUGCCACCCUUGGUGACGUUGUUCAGAUUCUGCAGUACAUCAUCUAUGGCAUUGCUUCUUUCUUCUUCCUGUACGGCAUCAUCCUGCUGGCUGAGGGCUUUUACACAACCAGCGCAGUCAAGGAGAUGCACAGCGAGUUCAAGACCACUGUGUGUGGCCGCUGCAUCAGUGCCAUGUUUGUGUUCCUGACCUACAUCUUGGGCUUGGCUUGGCUGGGCAUCUUUGGUUUCUCCGCUGUGCCAGUCUUCCUCUUCUACAACAUGUGGACCACAUGCGCUGCCAUGAAGUCUCCCAUUGCCAACCUCACCUCUAUCGACAACAUCUGUGUGGAUGUGAGGCAGUACGGAGUCAUUCCCUGGAAUGCAGAUCCUGGGAAAGCAUGUGGACAAACCUUGGCUGACAUUUGCAACACCAGCGAGUUCUAUUUGUCCUACCAUCUCUACAUUGUUGCGUGUGCUGGAGCUGGAGCCACUGUGAUUGCACUGGUGCACUACCUGAUGAUCUUGUCGGCAAACUGGGCGUAUCUGAAAGGCGCGUGCCAGCAGACUCAUGCCUACCAGGACAUCAAGACCAAGGACGACGGCGAGCUGCAGGAUGUGCAGUCGCGCUCAAAGGAGGGCCUCAACUCAUAUUCGUAAACAACACAUCAACUUCAUUCCACAACUAAACACACACACACACACACACAGACACACACACACACACAUACACACACACGCACACACACAAAACAGAACAGAGCUAACUAACAUGGCCUAGUAGUGUGCUACAGCAACAGUGUGUUAUAGAGCAGUUAUGACCAUGAUACAAGGCCAUUUAUCGUUUUUACAUGACGGUCAUAAGAUGUGUUUUACUCCACUUUGGUAAGUAAGAUGGUAUGGAAAUGCAUGCAUGAUAUUCAGAAUAAUUUCAGAUUAUUUCUGUGCUUUUUGUUAAAGACCAGUGGUUAAAACUGAAGUAAAAAUUCCAGGUUACGACUGUUGACACUGUUGACGUAACACACAACCUCACAGCACUUACUGUCUGCACUAACAUGCUACAGACAUUUUGCAGGAACUGAGUGAACUUGUAUGAAUGUUGUUGUUUUUUUAAUACUUAAUAACGUAUGACUGGUUUAAUAUGAAACUUCUCUGAUGUCUUUCUCUCUCGCUCUUGGUUAAUGGUUUCCUAAACAGCUUUUUUUUUACUACUAACAUUUUUUUUUUAAUUUGGUUUCUUUUUUAUACUGGUACUUGAGACCAUGGAUAGAAAAAUGGUAGAUGCCACAUUAGCUGCUGCUGCUAGAGUUAGACGGAAGGUUUUUGAAAGGUCUGUAAAAUACAAUAAAUGGAGUGAAACUGACAGCAAGACAGUGGUGCAGGUUGUUGCAGGUAGGACAUAAACAAAAACCAGCAUUCAUGUUUUGAUCAAAUAUUUAAUUAUAUCACCACCAAUAAUUAAAAUGGAUAAUAAUAAUAAUAAUAAUAAUAAUAAUAAUAAUAAUAAUAAUAAUAAUAAUUAUUAUUAUUAUUAUUAUUAUUAUUUAUUUCUCAAUUGGCAAAAUAUCAGUAAUAAGAUAUUUUAAAUUAAUGUAAGUUAGAAAUGUAUUAAAACAAAAUUGAUAUAUAUUAAUGGAGAAAGAAUCUACAACAAUAUGAUAUUCAAUGCAUUUUCAUUAACUGAGCACAAACUGUUCAGAUUGUUAGCCUGGUUGGACUUCAGAUUAGACAUAUUCCACCUUGAUCAGGCUUCUAAAUAUAUGUCUUUUUUAGUCCACAUCAACUCUAACAUCUUGUAUAUGAUAGAAAAAGUAAACAUUUUUAUCUACAAUAAGAUUAGGUCAAACCGAUAACUGGUGCAAAUGACAACAGUGUCAAUAAGUCUUUAGUUUAUUUAAUUUCCACAAAACCACUGUUUUACAAAUAUUCUUUCUCUUAAUUGUACAACAUUCAAAUCAAAUCGGUGAAUUAAUCCUAAAAACAUAGAAAGUGGAAGCUCUGCUUUCACAUCUAGCUCAGCAUUAAGCGUGAGGCAUUUAGCGUUUUUAUAUCUGUGCUUGAUAUGUUGCACUAUUAUGAAAUGAAAUUCUCAUAUAUUUAUUCAGAUUUAUUUAGCCACAAAAAAAAGUGUGUUUUGUGGCUAAAUGAAAUGAUUAUUCAUUGUAACCUAAUUAACAAACAAAUCAGUGACAGCAAUUCUGAAAAAAAAUUAAAAGUACAGAAAACUGGGUUUUAAUUUUGGAUUCAUAAUAAAUGAUUAUUAUUAGAUUUAAUCUAAGAUUAAACAUGAGGGAAGUGUAUGAAUUGAAAUAGGAAAAUUUAAAGAUAGGAAUUAAAAAAUGAAGAAAAUCAGCAAGAGGAAAAAUAAAUUAAAAAAUAAGAUUAACAGUAGAACGGAAAUUCCAUACAUAAUCAAACAGAUUAAAUAAAACACUGCAUGUGAACAUAAAUAAAUAAAUAAAGAGCUCCUGGUGGUUGUGUUUUCCUCCCAAUCUCCACAACUGUAAAUGUUCAUUCAGGAUUGAAGAUCAUGUUUCCCUGCAACGACCAGCACAGAAACGAGUGUUAAAUAUUAAAAUCAUGUGACAUCAUGUGACAUUUCUGGUAAAGAGUGAAAACAACAUGUGUAAAAUGUCUCAUAGUGAUAGUGUUCAAAAUAUAACAAAAAUAAUUAUUUCACUUGCUGGUCCUCCCGCCUGUUUCCCCCUGAUAAUAUUUAACUUUUUAAAAUAUGCUUUUGGUGGUUUUUGCUCUUUUCUUGUGGAAUGUUUCAUGGCUUAAUAUAUAUACCAAGUUUUGUGAUUCAAUCAGUGAUUUCUUUUAUUAUGUGCAUAUAAACAUCAUCCCAAAAACUGCCAUGUACAAGUACAGAAUUUUCCAUGAUUUUCUGGUAUUUUAUAAUUAAGCCUUGCUUUCAUAGCAUUUAUAUAUAUAAAGUAGUGUAAAUCUUUUUAUCGCUGGUUUCAAUUUUCUCUCUUACAACACGACUCUUCUUUCAGACUUCUUUUUUGAAAGCAUGUUAGUGUUGUCCACUCAUACAGUGCUAAAUAUUAAAGUUUCUUGCUCCAUGUUCUGUUCUGUUUAAAGGGGACGUAACUGCAGGGAUGUGCCCACAAGUACUUUUUUUUGUAUAAAAAGAUGUGUGCCUGGAUGUUUUUAUCGUUCCCUCGUUAUUGCAUGAUGGAAAGAUGAUUGUCUUCUUUUUUGCUUUCACUCUGUAGGUGAUGUGUAGUCCACUGUUCUGAUGAAUUCUGAUAGGCAGUGUUUUUCCCUCUUCUUCCACUCAUCCCCUAAAAAUAACUAGCCAUUGUACGUUGAUGGGAUUGUAGUCCUAGAUGUUUCAUAGUCCAUUUAAUUUGAAAAGUUUUAUGAAUCCUGUAAAGUGAUUUUUGUAACCUUCUCUAGUAAAAAUGAUAUUUUCUAUGAUCAACAAA
Molecule: messenger RNA, 3761 nt
Organism: Tachysurus vachellii
Lineage: Eukaryota; Metazoa; Chordata; Actinopteri; Siluriformes; Bagridae
Gene: gpm6ba
Product: glycoprotein M6Ba
Exons: 7
Coding region: 112-987 (291 amino acids)
Biological process (GO): axon development; central nervous system myelination
Cellular component (GO): plasma membrane; myelin sheath
Molecular function (GO): structural constituent of myelin sheath
Source: RefSeq, a predicted model, not a curated record